Molecule: messenger RNA, 4944 nt
Organism: Triplophysa dalaica
Lineage: Eukaryota; Metazoa; Chordata; Actinopteri; Cypriniformes; Nemacheilidae
Gene: dhx38
Product: DEAH (Asp-Glu-Ala-His) box polypeptide 38
Exons: 27
Coding region: 181-3957 (1258 amino acids)
Biological process (GO): mRNA splicing, via spliceosome
Cellular component (GO): spliceosomal complex; intracellular anatomical structure
Molecular function (GO): ATP binding; RNA binding
Source: RefSeq, a predicted model, not a curated record
UGGCGCCUUCCUGUACACAUUGUUGACGUUAGCCGCUCAGCUGUUUCACGAGUAAUAUUUUCCUUUUAAUAUAUACAACAUAGCUGUCUCCUUUUGUAAGAUAAUUCUAUGUAUUAAGGUUUCUGAAUACCGAGGAUAGCGCUAUAAAGCAGAAUAGUCACAGCGGAACACGUUGCUGAGAUGGAAGAUGAUGCGUCCCUGCAUCGACUUGAAGGCAGUGACCCCAGCGACCAGGUCGGGGGUCUCAUUGUGAAGAAGAAGAGCGCUUCAUCAGAACCACAUGUGUUCAGAGCUCCAGCUCCUCGCACUUCACUCCUGGGUCUUGAUCUACUGGCUGCCCAGAAACGCAAGGAGCGAGAGGGGAAGGACAGCCAGGACGACCAGCCCAAAAAAUCUAAAGUGUCAUCAUACAAGGACUGGGAGGAGGCGAAAAGUGAUUCUGGGUCUGAUGACGAGGAUCAGGAGGAUAGUGACAACAGUAAAGUGAAGAAAGAAAGGAAGUACCGUGUAACUGGUUCAGAAACGCCCUCAAACACUGGAGGGGUUAGUGAGGAGUUCCGACAGAAACAUCAGCAGAGGGAGAAAGACAAACGUGAACAUGGGGUCUAUGCAUCUUCCAAAGAGGACAAGAGCAGAGACCGGAAUCGAGACAGAGAUCAAGAUCGCCAUCAUGACCGAGACCGAGAUAAGAGAAAAGACAGAGAUGAGCGUGAAAGCAGUCGCAGUCGAGGGUCCAGCAGCAGUCGCUCUGAGCGUGGGGAUGGGAGCGUUAGGAGUGAGCGAUCCCAGAGGGACUUUGGGUCAGAGCGUCUCAGCCGCGGUGCGCGGCGAGAUGAGCCAGAAUCACCUCGUAACAGAUCCAAAGACGUGCCCACUCCAUCACGCUCCAGCUGGGAUGAAGAUGAUAGUGGAUAUAACAGCUCACGCCACUCCCACUGGGAGAGCCCAUCUCCCUCCCCAUCCAGCAAAGAGUAUGACCGCUCUGAGCGCAGCCAUCGCUCUGGCCGGGAUAGCGAGAGGAGGGACAAGUCAGUUAGAGCUCAAUAUCCAGCAGAUACCCCCCUACCAACUCCCUCAUACAAGUACAAUGAGUGGGCCAAUGACAGGAAACAUCUGGGCUCCACCCCUCGACUGUCUCGAGGGAAAGGAGAUAAAAGGGAGGACGGUGACAAUGGCAUCUUAUUCGAUAAUGAGGACGAAAAGGAACAGUGGGAGGAGGAUCAAAAGCAAGCGGAUCGAGACUGGUACAUGAUGGAUGAGGGUUACGACGAGUUCCACAACCCUCUGACGUCCAGCUCAGAAGAGUAUGUGAAGAAGAGGGAGCAGAUCCUACAGAAACAGACCCAGAAACGCAUCUCAGCACAGAAACGGCAGAUUAAUGAGGAUAAUGAACGCUGGGAGACCAACCGCAUGCUCACCAGUGGAGUAGUGCAGCGUUUGGAGGUGGAUGAGGACUUUGAGGAGGACAAUGCUGCCAAAGUCCACCUGCUCGUCCAUAACCUUGUGCCGCCCUUCCUUGAUGGAAGGAUUGUGUUCACUAAGCAGCCGGAACCGGUCAUUCCGGUGAAAGAUCCAACGUCAGACAUGGCCAUCAUCUCCCGGAAGGGCAGUCAGCUUGUCCGACGUCACAGAGAGCAGAAAGAGAGGAAAAAGGCUCAACAUAAACACUGGGAGUUGGCCGGCACUAAACUGGGUGAUAUCAUGGGCAUCAAAAAAACAGAGGACGGUGCAGCAGAGGGCAAACCUGUAGGAGAAGAUGGAGCUGUGGAUUACAAAGCGGAUCAGAAGUUUGCCGAUCACAUGAAGGACAAGAACGAAGCCAGCAGUGAGUUCGCUAAAAAGAAAACUCUGUUAGAGCAGAGACAGUAUCUACCCAUCUUCGCCGUUCGCCAGCAGCUGCUCAACAUCAUCAGAGAUAACAAUAUUGUGGUUGUGGUGGGUGAGACGGGCAGCGGAAAGACCACUCAACUGACGCAGUAUCUUCACGAGGACGGUUACACGAGUUACGGUAUGGUUGGGUGCACGCAGCCACGUAGAGUGGCAGCCAUGAGCGUGGCCAAAAGAGUCAGCGAGGAAAUAAACAGCAACCUGGGAGAGGAGGUUGGUUAUGCAAUCCGAUUUGAAGACUGUACGUCAGAAAAGACUGUAAUAAAAUACAUGACGGAUGGUAUUCUACUGAGGGAAUCUCUGCGGGAAUCAGACCUGGAUCACUACAGCGCUGUUAUCAUGGACGAGGCCCAUGAGCGUUCCCUCAACACCGACGUGCUGUUCGGUCUGCUCCGAGAGGUGGUGUCCCGACGCUCAGACUUGAAGCUCAUUGUCACGUCGGCCACCAUGGACUCCGACAAAUUUGCGUCAUUCUUCGGAAACGUUCCUGUUUUCCACAUUCCCGGCAGGACGUUCCCAGUGGAUAUCUUGUUCAGUAAGACUCCUCAGGAGGACUAUGUGGAGGCAGCUGUGAAACAAGCCUUGCAGAUUCAUCUCAGCGGGAUGUCGGGCGAUAUACUCAUCUUCAUGCCUGGUCAGGAGGACAUUGAGGUGACCUCAGAUCAGAUUGUGGAGCGAUUGGAGGAUCUGGAGAAUCCCCCGCCUCUCGCAGUCCUGCCCAUUUACUCCCAGCUGCCCUCAGACCUGCAGGCCAAGAUCUUCCAGAAGGCUCCGGAUGGAGUGAGGAAAUGCAUAGUUGCUACAAACAUUGCCGAGACGUCUUUGACGGUGGACGGCAUCAUGUUUGUGGUGGAUUCAGGUUACUGCAAAAUGAAGGUGUUCAAUCCACGCAUCGGCAUGGAUGCACUGCAGGUGUACCCCAUCAGUCAGGCCAAUGCGAACCAGCGGUCAGGAAGAGCUGGCAGGACAGGGCCCGGACAGUGUUACAGGUUAUACACGCAGAGCGCUUACAAGAAUGAGAUGCUCACCACCACUAUACCAGAAAUCCAGAGAACUAACUUGGCCAACGUCGUGCUGCUACUGAAGUCUCUAGGAGUGCAAGACCUUCUGCUCUUCCACUUCAUGGACCCUCCACCUGAAGACAACAUGCUGAACUCCAUGUACCAGCUGUGGAUUCUGGGGGCACUUGAUAAUACAGGUGCCCUGACACCCACCGGGCGGCUCAUGGUGGAGUUUCCUCUGGAUCCGGCUCUCUCUAAAAUGCUCAUUGUGUCAUGUGACAUGAGCUGCAGUGCUGACAUCCUCAUCAUCGUGUCCAUGUUGUCUGUACCAUCCAUCUUCUACAGACCAAAGGGUCGUGAGGAGGAAAGUGACCAGGUGAGAGAGAAGUUCUCUGUGCCUGAGAGCGAUCACUUGACCUACCUUAAUGUUUACCUGCAGUGGAAGAACAACAAUUACUCCAGCAUCUGGUGUAAUGAUCAUUUCAUUCACACCAAAGCCAUGCGUAAGGUGCGUGAGGUGCGAGCUCAGCUCAAAGACAUCAUGGUGCAGCAGAAAAUAAAUCUGGUCUCCUCCGGCUCAGACUGGGAUGUGAUCAGGAAAUGCAUCUGUGCUGCGUACUUCCACCAAGCUGCUAAAUUAAAAGGAAUAGGGGAGUAUGUGAACGUGAGAACCGGUAUGCCGUGCCAUCUACACCCCACAAGUGCACUCUUUGGGAUGGGCUACACCCCAGAUUACAUCAUCUACCAUGAGCUGGUCAUGACCACUAAGGAAUACAUGCAGUGUGUGACAGCAGUGGACGGCGAGUGGCUGGCUGAACUCGGGCCCAUGUUUUACAGCGUCAAACAAGCAGGGAAGACCAGACAGGAGAACCGACGCAGAGCCAAGGAGGAGAUCACCAACAUGGAGGAGGAGAUGUCCCUGGCGCAAAAGCAGAUCAUAGCACGCAAAGAGGAGCAGGAGAGGAAGAACAACUUCGGCAGCACCCGAUCAAUAAUGAUCUGCACCCCAGGACGUAAAGAGGAAGCACCCAUGACACCAAAACGAACACCUUCACGAUUUGGCUUGUAAUGCUUGCUUGAAUGAUGUAAAACGUCAUCAUGUUCAUCAUGGUGUGACUUGUAGAUUAUUUUUAUUUUAAUGUGAUCAUCACUGCGCCGGUCACAUGCAGUUGACUGUGUUGGCCAGCAGUAGGAGCAAUUGUAUAAGGGAAAAAUCAUCAGAUUGAAGAGUUGCUUGUGUCUCUUUUGGACUGUAUGAACUGAGUGUAUAACAGUACUGCACUUGAAUUUACUGGUCAAACAUUGAUUUUAAGUCAAGUGCAAACACAUUCUUCAACAUACCCAUAGAAUUCAAUGACUUUUUUAAAUGCAGCAUUAUUUUUGUUGGGAUAAAACAUCUGGGCUUUUUUCAGUGUGUUUGUGAUCAGGAACAGUAGCAUUUAUUCAUGGACUGCUGUAAUAUUCACUUUAUUGUGGAAUUAUAAUUUACGUUCCGUCAUGUUUUGACUUGUGAAAUGUAGCCGUUGUUUCAUUCUUUCAGAGAACACAGAGAGCGUCCAUGAAUAUUAACUUCCUGUACUUUGAUAGGUUAAUUCCCCGCGGAUGUACCACGUCUUUGUUAUUCUGACAAAAACAUUGCUAGAAUAUUUCAUCAUUCGGCUGAAAUCAACACUGACCAGGAGUCACAUCCUGCAUCUCCUUUGAUGCAAUUGGGUUGCAAGUCAUUGAGCAGAUCUACAGUGUACAGAAAGAGAUGACAUGCUUAGACUGCUGUGAAGUGAGAAAAAACUAAAUAAUCAACUGCCUCUCACUGAGGGUCAUUUCUGUAAGUCCUGUUUGUAGCUUUGAUGUGUGAAAAGCUUUCAUCUGGCCUUAUUUUCAAUGUGUACAGUAUAGCUGUAUAUUGUGUUUGUAGGGCUUUUAUUGUCUUGAUGGUUAUUGGGGAGGGGUAAAAAUGGGAAAGUUGAUAUUUUUUAAAUGUUCAAAUGUUCACAGUGACUGAUUUGUGUUCAUUGUAGAUUUUUUUUGUUCAUUAAUAAACAUCUAUAUUAAUGUU